AUGUCGGCGAGCGUACUCGAGUAUGGCGCACGGGUGCCGCACGCUUUAGACGGUGGCGAAGCCAAAAACACCGUCGGAACCGCAGCCAAGAAGAAGAAGGACAACUAUUCCGACGCGCGGUACGGUCUCAAGCACGGCGGAAGCGAGGAGUCGCACGCGCAGCAGAUGAACGCGAUGGGCUCGGGACGGUACGCGUACCUGAACGACUUUUACAAAGACCUGAACAAGGGUCCCGUCAAGCUCGACUUUGCGGAGAAGCCCAUGUCGGAGAAGGAGCGCCAGGCGGAGGAGGCGCGCGCCGAGUCGGCUGCGAUGAUGAGCCGCGCUAUGGUGGGGGGGGGCGUGCUGGUGCUGGCCUUCUUUGGCACCUGUUGGCAGCUGACCAAGUGGUACUUUGGGAUCAAGAGCGUGUGGGAGUUCAACGAGGUGAUGCAAAAGGUCUUCCCCAAGGUGUCGAACGACGCCAAAGACUCGAUGGUUGGUCGGCAGCUGUCGGAGCUGUCCGAGGCUUCGCGCGACGCCAUCGCCGACAACGAGUCGCUCGCGGCGUGGCGGCGGCAGGUGCGGCAGGAGUUCAACACGCCGGAGGGGGCGGCGCUCGCGCGCAAGAACUCGAUCAUGAUGGCGGAGCGGCGGGCGCAGGAGAAGCUCGCGCGCGACGCGUCGAGGGCGGCUAGCGGCUCGGUCGUGGCGGCGGCGCCUCAGGCUUUGGCUGCGCACGACGAGUCGCCGCUGGCGAUGACGGCGAACUUGGUGCGGCGCGUCUCGCUGACGCUAGGCAAGGGCAGCUAGAUGCGCACGCGCGCUUGCAUCCGUCCCGAGUGCCACUCGAGACGUCGCGGCCGGCUGUCUUAAUUAGCAGCUAAUUAACAGCUAAUUGCACACUCGAGACGUCGCGGCCGGCUGUCUUAAUUAGCAGCUAAUUAACAGCUAAUUGAACACUCGAGACGUCGCGGCCGGCUGUCUUUCGGCAGCGUUGCGAGCCGAGUUCACACAGUCGCAUACACGCCCAGGCAAAGGCUCUGAGAUACAGCCGAGGUACAGCCGAGAGGCAGCCGAGAUGUGCUGUCUUUAAUUACCAGCUCGUUAACAGCAAAUAGCAGCCCUCUCGUGCGGCAGGCAAGGACGUCGACGCCGAGCCGGUGGGGAAGGAGCUGCACGGCAAGAUCUCGCGGCGCAUGUCCAAGACUCUCGGCAAGGACCCCGAGAAGAUCGCGUGACGUGUGCGCGUCUGCACGUGUGCGGCCCGCGGGGCGGGGAGGAGCGCUGGGUGCAUCGGAGCGUCCGCCCUCACCCCCCUCCUGGCUUGCGCGGCGUUUGCGUCGCGCUCACGCGUGCACUUGGUGACGUCUGCCGCGGCCGCAGACCUCGCCCUCGCGGUCUGCGCCCCCCCCGGAGUGCGGUGGGCUGCGCGUGGCGCCCGAUUAGGACCUAGGUUUGCGGGGGUGAGAGGGCGAGGCACUCGCUCACCCCGUCGGGAGCACCGGUCGAAGGGAGCUUGUGUGCGCGUCUUCUGUGAUGUGUACGCAGGACGGCCGCGCUCGUCUCUCACGCGCGUUCACGGGGGGUACUUGUGUGGUCGGUCUGUGUC
Messenger RNA from Emiliania huxleyi CCMP1516, 1591 nucleotides. RefSeq lists its product as hypothetical. Bases 1 to 792 code for a protein of 263 amino acids. The record is from RefSeq and is a predicted model, not a curated record. NCBI's taxonomy places the organism in Eukaryota, Haptophyta, Isochrysidales, Noelaerhabdaceae. The transcript is spliced from 8 exons.